AUGGCCACGCUCCCGCGCGCGGCGCCGCCCACGCCCGCCGCGCUGCUCCCGCUGCCCCGCGCCGCGCCGCCGCUGCUGCUCGCCGGGAGGGCCGCCGCCGCGCGCCUCUCGCGGCUGCGCGCGUGGGGCCCGUCCGCGGCGGCGUGCCGGAGCUGGGUCGUCGCCUCCUCCUCCUCCUCCUCACGGGCCGUGCUCGGCGGCGUCGCCCGCCGGGAGGCCCCAGCCGCGCCGCAGAAGCCCACGCAGCAGGCUGCGGACCUGAACCAUAUCUUGUCUGAACGCGGAGCUUGUGGUGUUGGGUUCGUCGCAAACUUGAAAAAUGUGCCUUCGUUCAACAUUGUUUGUGAUGCUCUUUUGGCUCUUGGGUGCAUGGAGCAUCGUGGUGGUUGUGGAGCGGACAAUGACUCUGGUGAUGGCGCAGGACUGAUGAGUGCCAUCCCAUGGGACUUGUUUGAUGACUGGGCCAACAAGCAAGGGCUUGCUCCCUUUGACAGAAGAAAUACAGGUGUAGGCAUGGUCUUCCUUCCACAAGAUGAGAAGUCAAUAGAAGAAGCCAAAGCUGCAACUGAAAAGGUUUUUGUGGAUGAAGGCCUUGAGGUUAUUGGUUGGAGACCUGUUCCUUUUAAUGUAUCAGUUGUAGGUCGCAAUGCAAAAGAAACCAUGCCUAAUAUACAACAAAUAUUUGUGAAAGUUGCAAAAGAAGAUAAUGCUGAUGACAUAGAGAGAGAACUAUACAUCAGCCGAAAGCUGAUAGAGCGGGCUGCAAAAUCUUUUAGUUGGGCAGAUGAACUUUAUUUCUGCUCUUUAUCGAACAGAACUAUUGUCUACAAGGGAAUGCUUCGAUCUGAGGUUCUUGGGCAAUUCUAUUUAGACCUUCAGAAUGAACUAUAUAAAUCUCCUUUUGCCAUAUAUCAUCGAAGAUACAGUACAAAUACAAGUCCUCGAUGGCCUCUUGCUCAACCUAUGAGGUUAAUUGGACACAACGGAGAGAUUAACACAAUACAGGGGAACUUGAACUGGAUGCGAUCAAGGGAAACCACACUACAGUCUCCUGUAUGGCGAGGCCGUGAGCAUGAAAUUCGCCCGAUUGGUGACCCUAAAGCAUCUGAUUCAGCAAAUCUUGACAGUACAGCUGAAUUGCUGCUAAGAAGUGGUAGAAGUCCUGCAGAAGCUCUUAUGAUUCUCGUCCCUGAGGCAUAUAAGAACCAUCCAACAUUAUCUAUAAAAUACCCUGAGGUAAUUAACUUUUAUGACUACUACAAAGGACAAAUGGAAGCUUGGGAUGGACCUGCUUUACUCCUAUUUAGUGAUGGAAGAACUGUAGGAGCAACUCUUGAUAGGAAUGGGCUCCGUCCAGCACGCUAUUGGAGAACAUCAGAUGACUUUGUUUAUGUUGCAUCUGAGGUUGGCGUUAUACCAAUGGAUGAGUCAAAGGUAGUAAUGAAAGGACGAUUAGGUCCUGGAAUGAUGAUAACUGUUGACCUACAGACUGGACAGGUGCUUGAAAAUACAGAAGUAAAGAAAACUGUGGCUUUAGCGAGCCCCUAUGGAACUUGGUUGCAAGAACGCACACGUUCGAUAAAGCCUGUCAACUUCCUCUCUUCAACUAUCAUGGACAAUGAGACUGUUUUGAGACAUCAACAGGCAUUUGGCUAUUCAAGUGAAGAUGUGCAAAUGGUGAUUGAAUCAAUGGCUUCACAAGGAAAGGAACCAACAUUUUGUAUGGGCGAUGACAUUCCGUUAGCUGUGUUAUCACAAAGACCACACUUGUUAUAUGAUUAUUUCAAGCAGCGGUUUGCGCAGGUUACAAAUCCUGCAAUUGAUCCCCUCAGAGAAGGUUUAGUUAUGUCUCUUGAGGUUAAUAUUGGGAAAAGAGGCAACAUCUUGGAGGUCGGCCCUGAAAAUGCUGAUCAGGUUGCGCUAUCAAGCCCUGUGCUGAAUGAAGGUGAACUAGAAACUCUAUUGAAGGACCCAAAACUGAAGCCCAAAGUACUGUCAACAUACUUUGAUAUUCGUAAAGGUCUAGAUGGUUCACUUGAUAAGACAAUUCAGGCUCUUUGUGAAGAAGCUGACGCUGCUGUGCGGAGUGGCUCUCAACUUCUUGUUCUUUCUGAUCGUUCUGAAGCACCUGAACCAACUCGUCCUGCCAUACCAAUACUUCUAGCUGUUGGUGCCAUCCACCAGCAUUUGAUUCAGAAUGGUCUCCGAAUGUCUGCUUCUAUUGUUGCUGAUACUGCUCAGUGCUUUAGCACACAUCACUUUGCCUGUCUGAUCGGAUAUGGUGCCAGUGCUGUGUGUCCUUAUCUGGCACUAGAAACAUGCCGGCAAUGGAGGCUGAGCAACAAAACUGUUAAUUUGAUGCGGAAUGGGAAGAUGCCCACAGUGACCAUCGAGCAGGCACAAAGAAACUUUACCAAGGCAGUAAAAUCAGGUCUGCUCAAAAUUCUUUCAAAAAUGGGUAUCUCACUGCUCUCAAGCUAUUGUGGAGCUCAGAUCUUUGAAAUUUAUGGUCUUGGUCAAGAAGUUGUUGAUCUUGCCUUCUGUGGAAGUGUAUCGAAAAUUGGAGGUCUCACACUUGACGAGCUGGGUAGAGAGACCUUAUCAUUCUGGGUGAAGGCAUUCUCUGAAGAUACUGCAAAGAGGCUAGAAAACUUUGGAUUUAUCCAAUCCAGACCUGGAGGUGAAUACCAUGCGAAUAAUCCUGAGAUGACCAAGCUGCUGCACAAAGCAAUUCGUGAGAAAAGAGAUAAUGCGUACACUGUCUACCAACAACAUCUUGCAAGCCGUCCUGUCAAUGUUCUUCGAGAUCUUCUUGAAUUGAAAAGUGAUCGUGCACCUAUUCCUAUUGGCAAAGUGGAGCCUGCAACCUCCAUUGUUGAACGUUUUUGUACUGGUGGAAUGUCCCUAGGAGCCAUUUCAAGGGAAACACAUGAAGCUAUUGCAAUUGCAAUGAAUAGAAUAGGUGGAAAAUCUAACUCAGGAGAAGGUGGUGAGGAUCCAAUCCGUUGGAAUCCCCUCACAGAUGUUGUAGAUGGUUAUUCUCCAACACUUCCUCAUCUCAAAGGUCUUCAGAAUGGUGACACAGCCACAAGUGCCAUUAAGCAGGUUGCAUCUGGGCGUUUUGGAGUUACACCAACAUUUUUAGUAAAUGCUGACCAAAUUGAGAUAAAGAUUGCGCAAGGUGCAAAGCCUGGUGAGGGGGGUCAACUUCCUGGGAAAAAAGUCAGUGCAUACAUUGCUCGUCUGAGGAACUCCAAACCUGGAGUUCCUCUAAUCUCCCCGCCUCCACACCAUGACAUUUAUUCUAUCGAGGAUCUUGCACAGUUGAUUUAUGACCUCCAUCAGAUCAAUCCUAAAGCUAAAGUGUCCGUAAAGCUUGUGUCUGAAGCUGGGAUUGGAACUGUAGCUUCUGGAGUUUCGAAGGGAAAUGCAGACAUAAUUCAGAUAUCAGGUCAUGAUGGUGGUACCGGAGCUAGCCCAAUCAGCUCCAUCAAACAUGCUGGGGGUCCUUGGGAACUUGGUCUUACAGAAACAAAUCAGACACUUAUACAAAAUGGAUUGAGAGAGAGGGUAGUACUUAGGGUGGAUGGUGGAUUCAGGAGUGGUCAAGAUGUUCUUAUGGCUGCUGCUAUGGGGGCUGAUGAAUAUGGCUUUGGUUCUGUAGCUAUGAUAGCUACUGGGUGUGUCAUGGCACGCAUUUGCCACACAAAUAAUUGCCCAGUUGGAGUGGCUAGUCAGAGAGAAGAGCUUCGUGCAAGGUUUCCUGGUGUUCCUGGUGAUCUUGUUAACUACUUCCUCUUUGUUGCUGAGGAGGUUCGAGCUGCAUUAGCUCAGUUGGGUUAUGAGAAGCUGGAUGACAUCAUUGGGCGAACAGAUUUGCUUAAACCAAAGCAUGUCUCGUUGGUGAAAACACAGCACAUCGAUCUUGGAUACCUCUUAUCAAAUGCUGGAUUGCCCGAAUGGAGCAGCUCCCAGAUUAGGAGCCAGGACGUCCACACUAAUGGCCCUGUUCUUGAUGAGACAAUCCUUGCAGAUCCUGAGAUAGCUGAUGCGAUUGAGAAUGAGAAGGAAGUUUCCAAGGCGUUUCAAAUCUAUAAUGUCGAUAGAGCUGUCUGUGGUCGGGUAGCAGGUGUGAUUGCCAAGAAGUAUGGAGACAGAGGUUUUGCAGGCCAUCUCAACAUCACGUUCAAUGGAAGUGCAGGGCAGUCCUUUGGUUGUUUCCUGACUCCUGGAAUGAACAUUCGGCUAGUUGGAGAGGCCAAUGAUUAUGUUGGAAAGGGUAUGGCUGGUGGAGAACUGGUGGUAGUUCCUGUAGACAAAACAGGAUUUGUUCCUGAGGAUGCUGCUAUAGUUGGAAACACUUGUCUGUAUGGAGCUACAGGUGGUCAGGUAUUUGUGAGAGGCAAGGCAGGAGAAAGAUUUGCAGUUAGAAACUCUCUAUGUCAGGCAGUGGUUGAGGGCACCGGAGAUCAUUGCUGUGAGUACAUGACUGGUGGUUGCGUAGUUGUACUUGGCAAGGCUGGGAGGAAUGUUGCAGCUGGAAUGACUGGUGGCCUUGCCUACAUUCUAGAUGAGGAUGAUACACUUCUCCCAAAGGUUAACAAGGAAAUCGUCAAGAUGCAGAGAGUGAAUGCUCCAGCUGGGCAGAUGCAGCUAAAGAGCUUGAUUGAGGCCUAUGUUGAAAAAACGGGCAGCGAGAAAGGAGCCACGAUUUUGAGGGAAUGGGAGGCAUAUUUGCCGCUCUUCUGGCAACUGGUACCGCCCAGUGAAGAAGACUCGCCUGAGGCUUGUGCAGAGUUUGAGAGAGUACUCGCCAAGCAAGCAACCACCCAGCUGUCUGCGAAGUGA
Miscanthus lutarioriparius is the source of this 4848-nucleotide messenger RNA. Lineage: Eukaryota; Viridiplantae; Streptophyta; Magnoliopsida; Poales; Poaceae. The record is from the annotation of a GenBank genome assembly.